Chelmon rostratus (copperband butterflyfish) is the source of this 4374-nucleotide messenger RNA. RefSeq names its product poly(ADP-ribose) glycohydrolase. Gene Ontology annotation, molecular function: poly(ADP-ribose) glycohydrolase activity. The record is from RefSeq and is a predicted model, not a curated record. Gene Ontology annotation, biological process: ATP generation from poly-ADP-D-ribose; carbohydrate metabolic process; nucleotide-sugar metabolic process. Gene Ontology annotation, cellular component: cytoplasm; nucleus. The transcript has 17 exons. Lineage: Eukaryota; Metazoa; Chordata; Actinopteri; Chaetodontiformes; Chaetodontidae. The coding region runs from base 523 to 2976 and encodes 817 amino acids.
UCUCGCGUGAUUUCACUCGGUGGUACGUCACUCGCGCCCGGAAGUGUUUUGUAGUAGCGGAACUGUUGAGCUGUUGUUGUGUUCAGUAACAGUAUAAAACUACCAUUGUGCGUUUUAACGAGACCAAAAACAAUUAUCCUAGUAUAUUUUAAAGCUAUUUGUUAAAUAGAGCUGUCACUCUACACAGCAACUUACGUGUCUGACGCUAUUCAAAAUCAUUUUGGCCUUUGUUUUGACAACUCGAUGCAGUCUAAAGCUAGUUAGCAUGUAAGCUAGCUGACAAACUAUGGUUCACUGACAUUUGUUUGGAGAGAGUCUAGCAUUCUAUCGUCCGACAACUAACUACGACCUGAAGUCUGAAUCGUAUAAAAAUAAAAAACAAAAUUCUCCUGCCUUAUAAGGUACUUAGCUAACGCUUAUUAGUCAGGAACGUUAGUCAGUCAGUCAUACAGCAAGACGGAUAAGUAUGUCUUGAACCAACCGGUACCGGUAUAUGCUUUGUUGAAGUUGACUGUGACAUGUAUGGCUGCGUACCACUUUCUAAGAGUUGCUCAUCUAUUGAAGAAAGGACUACCCAAGAAACAAGUUUGGACAAAACCAAAAAACCCCUCGUUGGUGUUGUCAGCUCAAAUUGUAUUAAUGACUGCUCUGACAGACUUUGAACCUUUGGCAAAGAGACUCAGGGUUGAAACCAGUGCCAGGACGUCCCCUUCAUCUUCUCUCAAAGUCCCAUCUUUAUGUAUGCAGAGCACAGAAAAUGAGACGGUAGAUCAAGAAAGGAGGCAAAACAACACAGAGACGAGGAUGGAUAUACGGCCAAAGACUGGCGCAGAUGGUUUGCGAGGUGUAAAAACGAAAGGUUACCAUCACAGAGUUGGCCCCAGACAGCAACAGAAGGUCAGAAAUACUCUUGAGCGAUGGUUGGUUAAGCCUUCAAACAACCAACAUACAGCUGAAGUAUCCCAAACCCAAGAGGAUGUUGAAAUGACCGAUUACGGUGGCUUUCAAAGCACCUCAGCUCAGUCUCUGGACUGCCAGAAUACUGAAAAACCUGCUGUUUCUAGCUCAGAUGAAGAAACCCAAGUCUUGACAUCACAAGACCUAGAUGAAGACAAUCCUGUGUCACCAGCUCCCAAGGAUUCUCCAGGGAGUGAUCUUAUUCAGGCUCUGAACCACGAUGGUGGUGGAUUAGAAAAAGAAGAAAGUGAGACAUGCCCAGCAAGCUCAGAGGGAUCUGUCAAACACAAUACCAAAAUAACAGAUUUCUUUUCAGGGACCUCAUCACCAGCUUUACCUGUGAGACGUGGCAGGCCUGAUAGGUCUCUAGGGAAAUCAGAUGCAGACAAGAGAAAUACUGCUGUCGUCAAGCCUGAUGUCAAAUGGCUGGGGACACCAAUCACCGAGCUGAAGAGAAUGCCUGAAUGUGGCGGACCGCUUCCACCGCUGAAAGAUAUUCCCGACCAGCACACUGUGAUGAUAAGGACAGACCUUCUUCAGAAUGGUCAACUUCCUGUUCCAUAUCCUGCUAAGUUUAAGGACACCUGGGAUGAUGUCCACGUCAAGAUGCCCUGUUCCAGUCAGAACCUGUUUCCUGUAGAAGAUGAGGAAACUCGAGAACGGCAGAAUAAGAGUCGGUGGGAGUUGAUCCAGGAAACUUUAAAAAAGAAACUUACAAAUCCACACGAGCUGAAGAGUGCAAUAUUGAAAUACAGUGCCUCAAACGCCAAGAAAUGGGACUUCACAGCAUUACAAUUGUAUUGCACAAAGGUCCUGGAGCCUGAUGCAGCCGAACAUCUGUUUGGCUCCCUGCUGCCAGACAUGGUGCAAUUAGCAUUGAGAGCAUCUGAGCUCUGUACCAAGCCAAUACCCCUCCUCAAGAGAGGCAUGAGCCACUCCAUCACCAUGUCUCAGGAGCAGGUGGCAUGUCUGCUCGCCAACGCCUUCUUCUGUACCUUCCCCCGACGCAACUCCAGAAAGACUGAAUACUGCAACUACCCAGACAUCAACUUCUUCAGGCUGUUUGAGGGAUUGUCGUCAAGGAAGACUGAGAAGCUGAAAACCCUGAUGUGCUAUUUCAAAAGUCUCACUGAGGAAAAGCCUACAGGACUUGUAACAUUCACACGAAAAAGAUUGGCUACACCUCCGAAUUGGAAAAGCUCACAGGCUCAGCUAACAAAGCUCCACAUUACUUGUGAAGGGACCAUUGAGGAUGAUGGUCAUGGAAUGCUUCAGGUGGAUUUUGCCAAUCAGUUUGUGGGAGGAGGAGUCACCAGUUCUGGUCUAGUUCAAGAGGAAAUCCGUUUUCUAAUCAACCCUGAGCUUAUUGUGUCUCGCCUCUUCACUGAAGCCCUGGAUCAUAAUGACUGUCUAAUCAUCACAGGAACACAGCAGUAUAGUCAAUACACAGGCUAUGCUCAGACCUACCAGUGGAGUGGGAGCCACCAGGACACAACUCCAAGAGACGGGUGGCAGAGAAGAUGCACAGAGAUUGUGGCCAUCGACGCGCUGCAGUUCAGGAGCUUCCUUGAACAGUUUCGCCCAGAGAAAAUCAACCGAGAACUCAACAAGGCCUACUGUGGCUUUGCGCGCCCUGAGGAUCAAAGACAAAACCUUGCAGCGGUGGCUACAGGGAACUGGGGCUGUGGGGUUUUUGGGGGUGACACACGUCUGAAAGCUCUGCUCCAGAUGCUGGCAGCUGCUGAGGCGGGCCGAGAUGUGGCUUAUUUCACCUUCGGUGACAGCCAGCUCAUGACAGAUGUCCACAACAUGCACUCUUUCCUCACUCAGAGGAAGAUCAGUGUCGGGGAGGUGUAUGAUCUCCUGGGGCAGUACAGCUCAGUGUGCAAGAGCUGCCACAGUCGGCGCCCUGAUGUCAGCCUCUACUCCUUCAUCUACCAACAGGUCAGCUCCUCCCUGGCGCCAGAUGACUCCGACAGGGGCUCGGCCAGACAACACGUCCCCGCAGACUGCCGUUGAGGUCAGGUGGCUGAUGAGUCACCGUGCCUUACUGUCGGAAAACGAAACACUUGCCAAAUUAAAACAUUCUCUGCUUGCCUUUAGCUUUAUUUUUUAAAUCUCAUCUUUGUUUGUUAGGCUACUAAUUAAUAGUUUUGGAUGGACCAAAUAUGGUUGUCCACCACUGGCAGUUGAAAAUGAAAAUCUAGCAUUCGGAUCCUUUUCAAGAAUAACUGAGCAGCGGGAGGUGAUUAGUUAUGACCCUGUCUGGCGCUGCAGUCCAAGCUGUGUUGAUUUUGCUGCUGCUGGUAAUGCGCCAAUGGAUUGAGCUUCAAUACGACGCAAUCCUGAUUUUAAUGGUGCAGCAAAGGUUGCCAUCCAUCUUCUGAGUUUGUCAUGUUGCCUUUUUUUACACCCACACAUAUCCAGCCUAAUUGAAUUGGCUGUCAGAAAUCAAGUUAAAGUAAAAGAAUAACAAGAACAGGGUUUGGAAAGCUUGGAGGAGGAAAAAGGUUUGAUUUAAAGAGCAGACUGGCGCUUUGGGAAAUAACCUCUUAGUUUCUGCAUUUGUAUCAUAAUUGGAGUUGCAAUUGAAUACAUUUUUUGGGAUCUUUACUAUGUAUGUGAUACACGUGCCAAAGAGCCCAGUUAAUGCACUUAAUUUGAUUUGUUUGUUUCUGUAUUUUACAACUGAUAUCAGUGUAAAUCUGUUAUUCGUAGGCUUUAAUUAUAGUUGCGUAGCUACACUUGAACUAAAAGUGAGGAAUUCUGAUUGUUUUCUGGAAUAAAAUCAGUUUUGAGUCAAUGUAAUAUUCAAAUUUUUAAUAGUGCCUUUGUUUUAUUCUGAAGCACCAUUUGAAUGGAGCCCCAAAUGUCUCGGAACAAUGAGGAAUGAGAGCUUCUUGUCCCAUGAACAAAAUGAGUUUCCACACAGCCUCGCCAUUUAUCUUUAGCCGGCACUUGCUUCACCCUUUCACUCACAGUUUAAUAAGGUCAUACCUUUUAUAUAAACUGUACAUGACACCUCAUUAAGUAAAGAGUAGAUCAUAGAACAUCCAGUCAGCGGCGAGAGUCAGGCAGUGGGUCUCCCUGGUUGAUUUUUCUGUCUGUUGAAACACUGCUCGAGUUGAACCGAGAAGAAGAAGCUGCCUUUGAUCUUUGGCAUUUUGGAUUCAGGUUUGAAAAUUGUUUUAAGCAACAUGCAUAUUUUGUUACGUUUGUGGACAUGUAAAAAAAACCUUGGCACACAAUGCAAUUUAAGCUAUUUGACAAUGGGUUCACAGUAUUAAAAAGACACCACACAACAAAGUAUGUUUAACCUAGCCUACAUAUUUGAUGGAAAGUGAGUGAACACCCUGUUUGAUGCUGUAUUGUUUUUAGCCUUGUAUGGUUUGUUGAUUAUAAACAGCUUGAUUAAUA